This is a messenger RNA of Brassica napus (rape), 1019 nucleotides long. RefSeq lists its product as uncharacterized. NCBI's taxonomy places the organism in Eukaryota, Viridiplantae, Streptophyta, Magnoliopsida, Brassicales, Brassicaceae. Gene Ontology annotation, molecular function: ubiquitin binding. The record is from RefSeq and is a predicted model, not a curated record.
AUGCUACCAGAGAUUAUUCUCCCUCUCCUUCUUCCCGUAGUCGGAGAAUCUUCUUCUUCUUGUUUUUACAGUGACAUUAGGAUCGAAUCAUUACUCCAUAUCCUCCGGCGACCGGCGUCAAAGAGGUUCCGAUGUUAUUCUCCUUCAAAAUCUCCGAUCUGGUCCUCUCCGUCCUCGUCGCUUGAUCAGCUUCGCACCGUGUUUCCUCACCUUGAACUGACGGUUCUUGUCAAAGCGCUAGAAGAUCAUGGGAGUGAUUUCAAUGCUGCUAUGAAAACUAAAUACUUUUUGGUUUCUGCUGAUGAUAAAAUAGCUCAAGAAUUGGCCGUUAAUGAUGGUGGAACUUUUACGCCUUCUGGUGAUGACUAAGUUGCAUUGUUAGUCAGGGAAGUGACACAAUCUACUGGUAAUGAUGAUGCAAAAGUCCGUGCAGCAACUGUCUUGGAGGCUUUAGCCAAGGUGUUAAGCGCACGUGAACAAGUAGCAAACAAAUUCCAAGACGAGAGUGCAGCAACAAGUAGAAGCCCUAAUCAAGGACAACGCAGUGCUGAAACGUGCUGUUGCAAUCCAGCAUGAGCGGCAUAAGGACACGAACCAACAGCUAGAGCUUUUGAAGCAACUGAUUCCUCAGUACACCAGGAAAAGAUGAGAAAUCUGGAGGUGAACAACUACGGCUUAAAUUUGCGUAUACAGCAAGUGGAACAAGAAACUGUAUGCCGGAAAGAUUCAAUCCGGAUGUCUUUUAAAGGUGGAACAGGGGAGGAGAAGGCAACCAAUGUCAUCAAUAAACUUAGGUAGAGAGAGGAGAUGUGAAAAGAAAAGUGCUAUCAAAAGAAGAAGACAUGUCUCCCUGAAUUUGAAAUUGUCUCUCUUUUGUCUGUUCUCUUCAAGGGGAUAGAUAUGUGAAGAAUGUGUUGUGUUUCGGUAAUAGGGGCUUUGUAUAAUUAAACAUUGUUUCUUAAAGCUUUGUAAACAUUGUUUUCUUUUUUUUUUUGGGACAAACAUUUCAUUUCGUACUA